GGUGAGCUGCCUACACAUAGUUCUCACGCGCACACUGCACUCGCUGCCCGGUGUUGAAGCGCAUCUCCCGAAGUCUGGCGAACACGGGAGGUGACGGUGAGGGUGAGGGCAGGGCGAGGUGAUUGUCGGUGGUACUCCCCAGACUGAGCGGCGCUUCGGGUCAAGAUAGACAUUGCACAGAUCGCAUACUGGCGCUUGCGCUUCAAUGCUUGCGUUCGAUUGUCAUCAUUGCUCUCGCUUCAGGCGGGAGCUUCCUAUGCGCCAUCUCUACUCACUGUACACCAGCAGGUCUGGGUCACUACCCUCCAUGAAAUACCUCCUACAUGUACUUCUUGCGUGCGCAUUUGAAACGCCUCGAGGACUUGUCCCCGUCUACUGUACGCUACCCCUGCGAUAGCUAUUCAGCCUGGCAUUAUUCGGCUUCGGGGACGCCUUGCAUGAACGACUCUGCGCUGUGCCCAGAAUGAUACCCGCCGCCCUCUGUGGGCUUAUCUGAGGGCACAGGAUCGAUCAGAUCUUCUGGAAAGCAGAUACCAGGACGUCAGCACAAGAAUAAGACUGGACUGGUUCCCUCAGAGUCAACAAUCAUCAAUCAGAUCAGAUAUGGUGCGGCCAAUCCAAGCCUCGGCACUCACGCAGUCGUUGUCUUUCGAUCGAGUGGCUUCUUCGGCCGCACGUGGCAAACUCCAGCGAUUCGACGGCAUCGACAAGACGACCGAGCAAUGGGAUCAUCUGCGUAGGGACCAUGAGAUAUGGUUUGAAGAUGGUGAUUGCAGUGUUCACCUCUACGCUGUCAACACAUCUCAUCGGGGCCCAAGUUUCAAAAUUCCUCUGAAGAUUGUAGAGCAGACCAAUAGCCGAUACCUGCUUCAAGAGUGCCUUCGGUCAAGCCCAGCGAGCAGUGAAGACGAAGGUUCCGACAGCGGCUUUAGUGGGUCCGCAGAUGGAAGCCAGCUUGUUUCUUCCUCCGAGCUUUACAUUCCAGCUCCGCCCUGCGCAACCCGACAGGAAGCUCAUCUGUACCACAUCGGCACACGAAAUUAUUUUGCCCAUCUGGUCAAGGCCCCGUUGGUGGGCGAGACGUUGGGUAUCGCCAUUACGGAGCUCUGGAAACGAAUACACCUAUGGCAAGCAAGCGAGGUCGCUCAAUAUGACUUGCGAGAAUAUCUGCAAGAGCAAGGAUACUUGAGCUACGUGGAAAACCCUGGGUAUGCACUGGCAUCGUUGUACUUUGCAGAGCGGACUCGAGAUAAGGAUACAUGGUCGGACGCCUUUGUACAUUGCGUAGGCAUGCACGAUCGGCUUGAGGGGAGUGAGGAAUAUGCACCUUUGAGCGACGAAUCCAAAAUCCUGCUGGCACACGCCGCGAAUGACAUGAAGUCGCACAUCUCUCAGGUAACGAAGAAUCUAGGCACCUUCCUCGAGGACGACCUUGGCCCGGAGAAUCUCGGCUUGACUAGAUAUCUACGAAACCAUCUUGACCGAUUUCGAAGCACGCUUCACAGCUUCUAUGUCCAGGAGAUCAAUGGCUACUUCCCUCCGGACGAAUCAGACCCAUGGGGUAAGAAGUUGUGGCAUGGUAUGCACAGAGACUUCCAGUGUCUGUACCUGUACCUGGCAGACGCCAAGUCGUUGGUCGAUCAUGCGAGCAACCUCGGAGCUCAAGGCGGUAUUUGCGUCACGCAGACUUUGAAUGCAUUUGACGAACGUCACGACUUCGAGCCUCUUGUGUACACUCUCCCGCUUUUACCAGAAGUCAAGGCACGACCAGAGCCGCCAGGUCCGGAAAAGAGGAGGAAUUUGGGAUCGAUGCGCAUAGCUCGUGCAGGCACCAUUGGAUCUUACAAGCCGACACCAGGACAGGCGUUGGCAAACGCAACAAACAGCGACGAUCCUAACAUAACAGGAAAUCGCUUGGUCCAGGAGUACAGGCGUUUUGAGAACACGAAAAUGGAGGAGAAGACCACGAUUACUGAAGCUCGUAAAGUUCGAUGGCUUUUGGUUUACCAGGCUCUACAGAUGCUCAACAGCAUUGCACAAGCACCAGCUGAGGUCCGAAACGCGACAGGUUUAUCUUAUCCUCUUUGUAUCCUGGAUCCAGCAUGUCCGACUUGGAUGGCGGAGGAGCUGACGUGGCAAAUGCAAGAUGAACUUGCUGCGCACGAUGCCGGAGCAUUCGAAACAGUACACGAGUCAUUGGAAGACGACAGGAUAUCCAUCCAUCCUGAUUGCGAGGCCAGCUGUGCCGCCGACUAUUUCUCCAUGACUUCUUUCAGGAGGACAGAUUCUGGUACAAGCCUGUCGAGCGAGAUAAGCACUCCCCUCAGGGCGAGCUCGACCUUGUCUCGUACUGCUUCCAUUAGAUCGAGCGUAAGCACGCUACAUCGAUCCGUGGUCGGCAGUCUGGUGCGAAGAAACAGCCAACGACGCACUAAUUCCAGCGUUCCGUCCGCGAGGUCACCCACGGGGGGCACCUUCUGUGAGACUCUGCACGAGUUACACGGCAGUGAGGUGGAGGAAGCAUCGCCGGUCGACAGCAUGAUGAGCUUCGACGCCAAAGUCGCAGCAGCCGAGCCGGAGAUGGUCUCUUCUUUAGGACCACCUGCAACGCACAGUGACGCGCCAACACUGGAGAUGCAUCAAUUAUCGCUAGAUGGUACUGUGAAGCCUACCGGAAGGCUGCGCCAUACCUCAAUUCGACGACAGAGGCGAAUUUCUGUUACAGACUCCGAGGAGUGCGAGUUUCCAGCUAAUGAGGCUAUGCCGAUGGUUGUACCGGAGACCUCAGACUUCAGCGGAUUUGCGUUCGAUUUCGACGUGCCAGUAUCGAUGACAGAACAUCUACUAGAAGUCUCUGGUGUUCGGUCGAUGCAUACAUAAGCUAUAGGCUGGCUGGAGACGAUCUUGGAUUUCCAUCGGAGAACACUCAGACUAGUCUUCUGAACCAAAGAAAGCCCGUGUUCGGACUAGUGGGCCUUGAGUGGCGUUAAUUCAGAAUGCGUUUCCUGUGCAGACCCGAACGAGGUCAAAGAUGGUCGUGAGAGGGAGAUCCAGGCUCUCGAAGGGUUGAGUGAUGUUGCUUAUGUUUAAGAUACCCAUUCCGCAAUAUAUUGUUGAUAGCUUGCC
Molecule: messenger RNA, 3126 nt
Organism: Sphaerulina musiva SO2202
Lineage: Eukaryota; Fungi; Ascomycota; Dothideomycetes; Mycosphaerellales; Mycosphaerellaceae
Exons: 2
Coding region: 604-2880 (758 amino acids)
Source: RefSeq, a predicted model, not a curated record